AUGAAGAACAAACGAGAACAAUCCGAGGACGCAGUGGACGGAGAGAAUGAUGCCAAGCGCCAGAAGGUGGUCGAACAAUCUGCGCCAUUCGAAAACCCUCUGCUGCCGCUCGCUUCCUACGACGACGACGAGGAGGAAGAGGAAAAUGGCAGAAAUGGCGGUACAGCUGUUAGUAACGGCGGAGGAGCCGAGCAUGACGGCAAGAACCGCCGCCGGCAAGAAGAAGACGGAGACGAAGAAGAAGAUGACGAUGAGGAUGAAGGAAAUAGAGCAGGGCAAGGCAGGCGAGGUCGUGCGAUUGAAGUGAGAAGGGACUGUCCUUAUCUUGAUACUGUCAAUAGACAGGUGUUAGAUUUUGACUUUGAAAGAUUCUGCUCGGUGUCUCUUUCGAACUUGAAUGUCUAUGCAUGUUUGGUUUGUGGUAAGUACUACCAAGGGAGAGGACAGAAGUCUCAUGCAUAUACACACAGUCUUGAAGCUGGCCACCAUGUUUACAUUAAUCUUCGAACAGAGAAAGUUUACUGUCUUCCUGAUGGAUAUGAAGUUAUUGACCCGUCCCUGGACGACAUACGGCAUGUGCUUAAUCCAAGGUUUACGAGAGACCAAGUUACACAAACUGACCAGAAUCGGCAUUGGUCCAGGGCACUUGAUGGAUCUGAUUAUCUUCCCGGAAUGGUGGGGUUAAAUAACAUCAAAGAGACUGAUUUUGUAAAUGUUACCAUUCAAUCUUUGAUGCGUGUUACUCCAUUGAGGAACUUCUUUUUAAUUCCCGAGAACUAUGCCCCCUGCAAAUCUCAACUUGUUCUUCGAUUUGGAGAGCUCACACGAAAGAUAUGGCAUGCAAGGAACUUUAAGGGACAGGUGAGUCCGCAUGAAUUUCUCCAGGCGGUUAUGAAAGCUAGUAAAAAACGUUUCCGCAUAGGUGCACAAUCAGAUCCAGUUGAAUUCAUGUCAUGGCUUCUUAAUACACUGCAUGGAGAUCUUAAGAGCAGAAAAAAGGGCAGCAGCAUCAUUCAUCAGUGCUUUCAGGGUGAGCUGGAGGUCGUGAAAGAAAUCCCCAGCAAGAAACUUGUUGAGAGAAAAGAGAAUGGGGACAAUCAGAACAAUGGGAAUGGAGAUGAUAGUGUGGAUAAUGUGAACUCGGAAACGAGCAAAAUGCCUUUCAUAAUGCUUGGGUUAGAUUUGCCACCGCCUCCACUGUUUAAGGAUAUCUUAGAAAAGAACAUUAUUCCCCAGGUUCCACUUUUUAACAUUUUGAAGAAAUUCGAUGGGGAGACUGUCACUGAAGUUGUUCGUCCUAGCAUAGCAAGAAUGAGAUACCGUGUGACGAAAUUACCUCAGUAUGUUAUUCUCCACAUGCGUCGGUUUACCAAAAACAACUUUUUUGUGGAAAAAAAUCCAACCCUUGUUAAUUUCCCUGUGAAGAAUCUCGAACUGAAGGAUUACAUCCCUCUUCCCACACCACGCAAUGAGAAUGAAAAGCUGCGGUCGAAGUAUGACUUAAUUGCGAAUGUAGUUCAUGACGGUAAGCCAGGUGAAGGAUCCUAUAGAGUGUUUGUGCAACGGAAGUCAGAAGAGUUGUGGUACGAGAUGCAGGAUCUUCACGUGUCUGAAACAUUGCCCCAGAUGGUUGCCCUCUCCGAGGCAUACAUGCAGAUAUACGAGCAGCAGCAAUGA
Molecule: messenger RNA, 1677 nt
Organism: Striga hermonthica
Lineage: Eukaryota; Viridiplantae; Streptophyta; Magnoliopsida; Lamiales; Orobanchaceae
Source: the annotation of a GenBank genome assembly